AUGCCUUCAGGCUUCAUUUCCCUAAGCGGUGGUGCAGAAACGACAAAGGAAGAGAACAUGACUAAGGCUAUAAAGAAUAUUCUUAGUGAGAAUUUUGAUGAUGAUGAAGCAACAGAGUCUCAGACUCUAUUGUAUAAAAAUCUAUGGCUUGAGGCUGAGGCUGCAUUAUGUUCCGUCUCUCACAAAAAUUGCUACAAUCAAAUGAAGAUUGAAAUGGAGAAACAGUCAUACAAGCAAAGAGACAUGGAGCAGCAUUCAAAAUCAGAAGUUAUUCCUAGUUUAAGCAGGAGUGAGAGUUCUGCAAUUGAAGUUAACAAAUGUCUAAACUCUGAUUCUUCUACUGCUACCAUUCCAAAACUUGGAGGGUUUGCUUCAUCAAUAAUACAGCUUAUUGGUAUUGUUGUUGUGAUGUCACAGGUUACAUGGCAAGUUUUUCUCCUAGUUGUCCCAAUGGAAAUUGGUUGUUUAUCGAUGCAGAAAUACUACAUUGCUUCCUCAAGGGAACUGCCACAAUCAGAGGUUCUGGUGAAAUCACUUCAGAAUACCAAAUACUCAAUCAAUGAAAAUCUAGAGAGUAGCUCUAUCAAUCUUUUUAGGCAAAAUUCAAUAGACCAUGCUGUAGAGGAGGAUGGAGAACUAGAAACUUUGGAUAGUGGUGAAGAUAAUAAUGGAGUGGAUUCAGAUGGUUCAGAAUCAUCUGAUCAAGAUGAAACUGAUAGAAAGACUGGACGGAGCAAACAGAUUUCAACUGUACCUAUUCAGCUUAGCAUAUAUUCGCCCAAUAUUGUUAACUUGACACUCAUUGAUCUUCCUGGGCUUACGAAGAUAGCUGUAGAGGGCCAACCUGAUAGUAUUGUGCAUGACAUUGAGAAUAUGGUUCGCUCCUACAUUGAGAAGCCGAACUAUGCAAACCUUGUCCCUGUUUCAUCCACCGCCGAUGUCUUAAAUUUGAUGAACUUGGGACAAAGAAAUCCGGCAGUUAGUGCUACUGCGAUGAAAAAUCAGAGUAGUCGAUUCUCAUGGCUGCUUGACAGUUCAUGUUCAAGGAAGAGAGCUUACGUCAGGAAAUAG
This is a messenger RNA of Vicia faba (fava bean), 1071 nucleotides long. The record is from the annotation of a GenBank genome assembly. Lineage: Eukaryota; Viridiplantae; Streptophyta; Magnoliopsida; Fabales; Fabaceae.